AUGGACAAAAUCGCCGUCGACAUCUGGAAGCAGGACAUGCCUUGGUUCGACAAGUACUUCAAGGGCAUCGAGUGGAAGCGCAGCACCCCUCAGCGCGUCCUUCGCGGUAUCGCUCUCGAGCCUGGCGUCAUCCAGCAUCUUCUCAUGCCUUCCAAGCACGAGAAAGACGACAACCCCUGGCCCGAAACUCAAGUCGUCGGCAUCGAAAUCACACGCGGAUCUGGUCACGAUCACAACUCUGCGAUCGGCAUCUUGUACGAAUCCGCCGUCAAGGUCUUCCACGCGCAGCCUAUCCGCCUCUUCCUCCACGGCUUUUACCUGUGCGACGAUGAGCUCGAGCUCUGGAUUUUCGACCGUGUUCGUCUUUACCGGUCGGGAAUUCAGCACAACGUCCCCUUCGACCAAUUCAAGAACGACUACAUGAACAUGAACGACGCGCAACUGGGUCUCAACCCGAUGAUUUUCUACAACGCUCAAAAGGCCCAGUAUGUGAUCGUCAAGGGCCAAGAGGUGGAAACAUGCGACGACAAGGCCGAUCCAGGCGCUACCUACAAACUGUGGCUGGACAAGAGCCCCCUCACCUGUCCCCAGGAGAUCGUCAGCGACGGACCGACUGUCUAUAGAGCAACAAAUGAAGACAAGAAGGAAGUUAUCGUCAAGUUUUCCCUCCGCGACGAGUCGAGCCGCAAGGAGGAGACAUUUAUGAAGCGAGUUACCGAGCUCAACAUUUGGGGCGUCAACCAGCUCAUCGCCCAGCGACGUCUCGAGACGGAGAAGUACCUCACAGCAUGUGUCGUCAUCUCCCCGGUCGGGAAGCCUGUCGUCGAAUACCGAGGUGCCUUCGAGUUGAUCACCUGCAUACGAGAUGCCAUCAAGGCGCACCGUAGCCUUUACCUCGACGCCGAGAUCCUCCACCGAGACAUUUGUCCCGGCAACUUCAUGAUCAGCAAGACGCGAGGAGAUAGCAAGGAUAAGCCUCAUGGAUUUCUCAUCGAUCUCGACAGCGGCAGGGAUCUCCGCGUUCCUCUUGAAGGACCCGUCCACGACAUGAUCGGCACCAAAGCCUUCAUGGCCAUUGAUGUCGCCCGCCGCGAAGAUAACUUUAUCCUCCAUACUUACCGACACGACCUAGAGUCAUUCUUUUACUGUUUCAUGUGGCUCGCCAUCGCCGAACACGGAGAGCUAUCACCCGACAGCCGCAUCUGGCGCUGGAACAAGGACAAUAGCGGCAACGUUCGAAGCGCCACCCAGAAGAUCGACGAUAUUUCCAACGACGACAAAUUCGACGCCAUUGUUUCCGAGUUUGCGCCGGCCUUUAGCUCCUCCAAGAAGUUGGCAUAUGCCCUACGCAAGAUCCUGUUCUUCCCUGACGGAGAAUUCUACUUGGGCACCAAGACCUCAAUCGAGGAGACGAACAAACUGUACGAUGCAAUGAUCGAGGCAUUUAACCAAGCGGCAUCCACCAAUCUCUCAUGA
Fusarium coffeatum is the source of this 1476-nucleotide messenger RNA. RefSeq lists its product as uncharacterized. The coding region runs from base 1 to 1476 and encodes 491 amino acids. The record is from RefSeq and is a predicted model, not a curated record. The transcript has a single exon. Lineage: Eukaryota; Fungi; Ascomycota; Sordariomycetes; Hypocreales; Nectriaceae.